Molecule: messenger RNA, 3030 nt
Organism: Thermothielavioides terrestris NRRL 8126
Lineage: Eukaryota; Fungi; Ascomycota; Sordariomycetes; Sordariales; Chaetomiaceae
Exons: 2
Coding region: 1-3030 (1009 amino acids)
Source: RefSeq, a predicted model, not a curated record
AUGGCCCUGCCGAUCGCCCCGGGGCGGCGUGGGCAUAUUGUUGCCCUGGAGGGCCCCUCGGAGCUCGUGUCGACCCAAUUGCGUCUUCUCCCGACCUCCCGCCAGGUUCUCAUCCUCCCCAGUCUCCAACAUUACUUGAAGGCCACCGACCCGGAGGCACCCUUCGACACGCGGGAGCUCAUCCGUCGGUACCACACAGCUGCCCAGGCACGGCAUGCCGAGGCACAGGAGUUCCUGCGACAUCGCACAGUAGGAGACGGCAACCGGCUUGUCUUCCUGCACGGAGGAACAAUAUCGGCGCGAGCCGCCUGUCUAUCCUCCAUAAUGGAGCACGAGACGAACGGGGACAUCGAGGAGGCAUAUGCCACUUUCAUCCGCCUGGCGAGCAACGAUGCCGCUAGGCUGUCAUCGGCGAGGUCCUCAUGCCUCCAGACUAGCACGACACCAAUUGAGAGCAGCGCGGGAUUCGAGGACCCAGACGGGGGAGCAUGUGGCGAGGAGCCAUGCCAGCACCCGGAUGUGUGGGCACGAUACCUGGACGCCGAAGACGAGGCCAUCGAGGACCCCAUCAUCCGCGCCAUGAGGGCCGCCGAUGCACUCGACAAAGAGACCGAGUUUCUCCAGCCGCCUGCUCCGGACAUGGCCUUCACCGUCAAGCUGGUUGACAUCCCGUCGCGGUCGGGGGGGAAGAGCUCACGGCGAUCCAAACCGCCGUCGCCGCACGGCAUUCAGCCUCAGAGUGCGGCACUUUUUCCCGACUCAGAUACCACGGCAAAAUCCGUUGUGGUCACUCCGCGUAGGCCGCCGUUGAGAAUCCGCAUCCCGCCGCCACCACAAGCCUCGGCCUGCAUAUCCUGGCCGCAGGACCAGUCACUCUUCGGUCCCCGUCACAGGAGGUCGCAGACAGCGGAGUCGAACUUGUCACCCAGGCAGAAACCAGAUCGCGAUGGCAGCGAGCCGGACGACUUAGCCGAGAUGCCCGGCGAGGCAGCACCCGAACAUGCACCAAAUGCGCCACAGAAUGAGGGCCCAGAUGGCACAGUGCCGUUUAACGCUCCAGGUGAGGAGACCGAGGAGCGGCUGCGCAAUGGAGCCCUGCCGCUCCUUGAGGACCUGGUGUUUCACUUCACUGCCGAGACGCCGGACGAACUCAGCGAGUUCGUCUUCAGGCGCCUCAGCAACGCCUGUAGGACUACGCGACAUUCGCUAUCGGGGCCCAGCGUGCCUGAUCAAUGCAGUUCGCGGGCUGCAGAGACGAGUCACUUGGAAAUGGAAGAGGAACAGGAAGCCGACGACAUUCCGUCCAGGAAGGCGAACGCCAGCGGCACAGUUAUGCCCUGGGUGCGAAACGACCUGGUUCACGGCCUGCCCACGCCGAAUAACUCCCCGACGCUGCUGGAGACAAACUCCAUAGCCAUCCCUCCGCCGGCUACGAGGCUCUACAGCAUCAGCGUCGGCCACGAGACUGCCGUUUCCAUCCAGAACUUCCUGCGGUCCUUCCUCGGUUCUCGCUUUCCCCUCCAGGAUCGCCGCUUCUCCGAGACUGCCGAGUUCCCUGCAGAUGGUGGUUUAUGGAAGCAUCUGGAGUGCGACGGGCAGGUCUUGUCCCCUGCCGGCGAGAGCAGGCUGGACUUGAUGCUGGCUGUCGGCGCCGAGACGGGCGUCAAGAAAGACCGGCUGUCAGAGAUCGUCGGCCAGCUGGAGAAACUGGGGUUCAAAACCAACGGUCUCUCGCGCAGCGGGCGGUUGGAUGUACGGUAUCUUAUCGCCAACGCUAUGCAGGCGUUUACUGCUCAGCCAUUGACAAAGCAGACCCAGAGCAACCCCUUUGCGGACCGCACUCUGCUAGCCGCGUUGAUUAUACCCCAUCUCGAAACCUACCUGGCCACCCAUCCGGACGUCCGCUUCCUGCUCAUCGAGUACCCAGCGGAGCAUCUCCCGACCAUCCUCGCUCUGCAAGCCCUCAUCGGCACCGAGAUGAUGAAGGUGGUGGGCAUCAUCAAUAGCGAUGUCUCAUCCACUUCGCAGUCACCUUCAGACCCGGCCGCGUCUCGCCGUCCCAGCGAGGGCUUCCGUUCCCUCACCCGCCGGGGCUCACGCCUGUCCGGCGCCUUCGUCGGCCCCUGCUCCUUCUCCAAGGCGAACUUCCUUCUCGCCUCCUCCGCCACCGGCUUCGAAACAGCCGCCUUUAUUGCUGCCAUCCGUGAGAGCCUGAUCUCCAUCUCGGACUUCUACAUCCCCGACCGCCCGCUCUACAAGCCCCCCGCCCCGCCGCCUCCACGGAAGGCUCAUUCAAACCUCAGCAUCUCUCUCCCCACGGCCGGCCCCAAGUCACCUCGGCCCAGCCAAAAGGAACCGUCCCGCGUGUCGGUCUCAACCCUGGUUAUCACACCGCCGUCGUCGCCCACCGACCAAGCCGCUCCGCCCCAGCACCCACCCAGCAUCGCGCCCUCCUCAGUAUCCAGCCUCACCAGCCCCAACAAAGGCAGCUACAGCAGCGAGCACCGGCUCGCCGCCCGCAGACCCUCGCCCCCGGCUGGUGCCGCCGGCACCACGAUCCGCUGGGGCGAGGUCAACUACGCGCCGCCGCCCCAUUCGCCUUCCACUGCUGCCGCCCCCACCAUCGUCACCGCCCCCAACAACACCAACAACACCCCUGCGAGCGGGGGAACCCGCCAUCUCAAGCAAGACUCCGCUCCGCUCUCACCCGGCCGCCGCGGCGGCGGCGCCGACGGCGACGGCACCAGGCUCAUCGCUGACGAGGAGGCGAGCGAUCAUCAUCAAAUCAUGAAGAGAACUCAUCAUCGUCAUUAUCACCACCAGCAGCAGCGGUAUCAUCACAGGGAGGCGGCGGCGGCGAUGCAGGACGGCUACAACUACGACGACGGUGGCGGUCGCGUUGAGGAUGAUGACGAGGACGACGUCCCCGACGAGGAGGAGCGCCGGCUGAUGCCGCUGUUCCUGCGGCGGCGGAACGAGAUUGAUAGGGGGCGGAGUAGCAAGGCUUUUCGAUGGUUGGGUCUGGCGUAA